Messenger RNA from Punctularia strigosozonata HHB-11173 SS5, 573 nucleotides. RefSeq lists its product as uncharacterized. The transcript is spliced from 3 exons. The coding region runs from base 1 to 573 and encodes 190 amino acids. NCBI's taxonomy places the organism in Eukaryota, Fungi, Basidiomycota, Agaricomycetes, Corticiales, Punctulariaceae. The record is from RefSeq and is a predicted model, not a curated record.
AUGCGCCUCUUCACUUUCGCCAACGCGCUUGCAGCGACUCUCGUUCUCGUCUCUCCUCCCCUCGCGACGGCAGCGCCCGCACCGAUCCAGAAUGACGCACGGGAGCACAACGUCGUGGAUGUGCUCCACGAGCUCAUCGUCCGCAUCGAGCCAGUCCUUACAGAACUCGGAUCUAUACCCCCCUCCGACCUCUCGCCCGACACCGUGCAGCCGCUCUCGGACGAGAUACAGGCGUUGCUGGUCGAGGGAACGCGCUGGGUACAGGAGCACGCGGGGAUGGUGCGGACGCUGGCCCGCUCGGACGGCCAGGCGGCGGACGUGGCGGCGAUGACGGGCCGGCUGCUUUGGACGACGAUCCCGGCCGUGAGCGACGCGGUCAUCGCCGCCGCACGAUACGGCGUCGGCGAGGCGCCGGAGGUCAGCGAGUGCUUGCAGGGAAUCGACAAUGCUAUCGUCGACCUCGUGGAGGCGAUUAUAAACACCCAUGAGCACAUGCUGGACGGGCUGCUCGUGCAGUUCGAGCCCUUGAUUGGCGACCUGUUGCAUCUACAAUACAGUCAGCUGGAGUACUGA